Molecule: messenger RNA, 548 nt
Organism: Olea europaea var. sylvestris
Lineage: Eukaryota; Viridiplantae; Streptophyta; Magnoliopsida; Lamiales; Oleaceae
Product: pre-mRNA-processing factor 39-like
Exons: 3
Coding region: 165-548 (127 amino acids)
Biological process (GO): RNA processing; mRNA 5'-splice site recognition
Cellular component (GO): U2-type prespliceosome; U1 snRNP; commitment complex
Molecular function (GO): protein binding
Source: RefSeq, a predicted model, not a curated record
ACAUUUUGAAGAUUUAAAAAGUUUAUGAUGCAUUUUUAGCUGAAUUUCCAUUAUGUUAUGGUUAUUGGAAGAAAUAUGCUGAUCAUGAGGCACGCCUUAGCUCGGUCGACAAAGUUGCAGAGGUUUAUGAAAGAGCUGUUCAAGGAGUUACAUACUCUGUUGACAUGUGGUUGCACUACUGUGUUUUUGCCAUUAGUACCUAUGGGGAUCCUGACACUAUCAGAAGGCUAUUUGAAAGAGGAUUAGCUUAUGUUGGAACUGAUUACCAGUGCUUUCCACUUUGGGAUAAAUACAUCGAGUAUGAAAUUUCUCAGCAAGAUUGGCCAUGUGUUGCCAAAAUUUACACACGGUUAUUGGAGAUCCCGAAUCAGCAACUAGAUCGCUAUUUUGAAGGAUUUAAGGAGUUAGUAGCCAGUCGGCCUCUAUCAGAGUUGCGACUCCUGAGGAAGCUGCUGCUACAAAUUCAGAAGCUGAUGAUCAAAAUGCUGAAGGAGAAGAUCCUGCAAAUGGUGCAGAACAGACUUCCUUUCAACACAUCUUGUUACUAA